This is a messenger RNA of Anisakis simplex (herring worm), 1011 nucleotides long. Lineage: Eukaryota; Metazoa; Nematoda; Chromadorea; Rhabditida; Anisakidae. The record is from the annotation of a GenBank genome assembly.
AUGCUAACUGCCAAAGUUACGAUUGUACAAGAAUAUCUGGCUGAUCCUUUACAUCUUUUCGAUGAUCCUGUGAAUGUGAAACCAAAUGUAGCGUACGAUGUAUGGUGCAGAUUGAACAGCGACCCAAAAUCACAAUACGACGGCGUGAGUCCAAUUCUUGAGAUACACUCAAUCGAGGCGCCUUCUGAAAGUCAAAUAGUAUUGCCUUGGGAGCGAAGGAGAGAAAGUAAUCCAAUUAAUCAGGCGUCAUCGCUGAAUGAAACCUCACAAAAGCAGCAGUUUACGAUGCAAAGUUACGGACUACGUACAGAAACUCGAGAACAAUCCAGAGAAAGUCAGAAUGUGCGUACAUUUACAGUUACGAUCUAUACCUUGGGGUCGAAGGAGAGCACUUCAUCUGUCAACAUUUCAGCCAGUGCAUCUCAAAACAGCUCAUUUGACCACAAUGCAACGGAUUCCUAUACUGUAUCACUUUCAUUCAAACAAUGGAUCAGCGAAGAGGAACAACGCGCUGACCACACAUCUAAUCUUCUAUCAUUUCUUGCUUCGAUUGCUCACGGUGAUACGAGGCCACCUGCGUCACAAACUUCUCCUGAGAAAAUUUUGGAAGUCCUACGACCUGUCAUUCGUGCUCAACUUGAUCUGACAGUGUCCCGGGACACUCAGAAAUCAACUAUAAGAAAUCGGGAAUGUAAUGUAAGAAAACAACAAGAAAUUGCAGCAGCUGAAGAGAAAUCGCCAGUAAAUCAGCGAUUACAAGAACAGGUUCCGAAUAAAAAGAUUGAACGAGUCGGCAGCGCAAAACAGUUGUCCGAAGUUCAGCAAGAAACCGAAUGCACUGCUAAUACAACACUUGAUCUGAUUGCUCAAUUAUUGUGUGAACGUUUAAAGAUGGUACAAUCGCAUCGGAAAGAAUGUCGAGAUGGAAUGAAACUGUAUGUUGCUUUCGCUAAUGCUUCAUUCCUGUCACCGUAUGAAGGGGGAUGGGAGUUGUUUGAGAAAUAUUAUUAA